Colias croceus (clouded yellow) is the source of this 1042-nucleotide messenger RNA. RefSeq names its product carbonyl reductase [NADPH] 1-like. The coding region runs from base 39 to 926 and encodes 295 amino acids. The transcript has a single exon. Gene Ontology annotation, molecular function: oxidoreductase activity. The record is from RefSeq and is a predicted model, not a curated record. NCBI's taxonomy places the organism in Eukaryota, Metazoa, Arthropoda, Insecta, Lepidoptera, Pieridae.
UUUAUUGUCAAUCUAAUUUUGAAUGUGCUGCAGUUAACAUGGCUGGUAAAAUUGCUAUAGUAACUGGCUCUAACAAAGGUGUUGGCUUUGGUAUCGUUAAAGAAUUAUGCAAAAGAGGUGUCGGUGUUGUUUACUUAACAUCAAGAGAUGUGAACCGUGGCAAAGAAGCUAUAGAAAUCAUAGAAAAAGAAAAUCUUCAUCCCAAAUUUCACCAACUCGACGUAAGUAAUGAAGAUAGCGUUAAAAAGUUCGCUGAAUAUAUCAAGAAGGAGCAUAAUGGAGUAGAUAUUCUGAUCAAUAACGCUGGCCUCCUAGAUACUGACUUUUAUAAAAUUAACUAUGACGAUGCAAAAAGAGUUAUUGAUACCAACUACAAUGGAGUUUUAUUAAUGCAAAAGUAUUUCUUUCCAAUUAUGAAAGAAAAUGGACGAGUUAUAAAUGUAUCCAGCGCUUGGGGCCAUAUAACGAACAUUAGAAAUUCACAUUGGAUUCAACGCCUUACUAAAGAAAAUGUAAGCCUAGAAGAUAUAGAUGCCUUUAUUAACUCGUUUUUAGAUUCUGUAAAGAAUGGAACUGUGGAAGAAGAGGAUUUCGUUUCUAAGACAGUUGUUGCAUAUAGAGUAUCAAAAGUAGCACUGGCUGCUUUAACUAGACUCCAACAAAAAGAAGUUGGGAAGAAUAUUUCAAUUAAUACUCUUCACCCUGGUUUUGUUCGUACGAAUAUGACCAAAGGGGCAGGUGAUAUGUCUGCAGAAGAUGCUGGUAUCACCCCUGCAUAUCUAGCUCUUGAUAUUGAUCAGUCCGUUAAAGGCAAGUAUAUUUGGUUUGACAAAACUGAAAAGGACUGGACAGAUACUAGUCUUAUCUUAAUAGAACCAUUUGAACACUUCGAAAAGUGCAUUGAAGAUGCAGCCAAAAAGGGAUAAUUUUAAGAAUCAUCAGUAUUCUUGAGGUUUUAGACAGUGUUUGUUGAAAUACCAAAGUAAUACCUAAGCUAUAUCAUUUAAUAAAAUAUUAUGUUUAUUUAGUAAAAUUCGUUUUA